This is a messenger RNA of Brachypodium distachyon (stiff brome), 1772 nucleotides long. RefSeq names its product flavonoid 3',5'-hydroxylase 1. Gene Ontology annotation, molecular function: heme binding; oxidoreductase activity, acting on paired donors, with incorporation or reduction of molecular oxygen; monooxygenase activity. Lineage: Eukaryota; Viridiplantae; Streptophyta; Magnoliopsida; Poales; Poaceae. Bases 66 to 1613 code for a protein of 515 amino acids. The record is from RefSeq and is a predicted model, not a curated record. The transcript is spliced from 3 exons.
UAGCAACUGGAUCCACUAGCUCCUUGAGCGUGCGCGUUCAGCUAGCCCCUUGAGCGUGCGCUGCCAUGGAACUCGCCGCUCUGUGCACCGACCCGUUCGUGCUCUCCUGCACCUUCCUCUGCCUCUUACUCCACCUAGCGCUCCGCUCCCUCCACACCACCACCUCGGGCCGCCGGCCACACCCGCCGGGCCCGUCCGGCAUCCCCGUCCUCGGCGCGCUGCCGCUCGUCGGCCCGGCCCCGCACACGGGCCUGGCGUCGCUGGCCCGGAAGCACGGCCCGGUCAUGUACCUGAAGAUGGGCACCUGCGGCGUGGUGGUGGCGUCGUCCCCGGGCGCCGCGCGGACGUUCCUCAAGGCGCUGGACGCCCGGUUCGCGAACCGGCCGGCGAUGGCCAGCGCCGCGGACAUCACGUACGGGUGCCAGAACAUGGUGUUCGCCAACUACGGCGCCAAGUGGAAGCUGAUGCGGAAGCUGUCCAGCGUGCACCUGCUCGGGCCACGCGCGCUGGCCGAUUGGGCGCGCGUGCGCCGCGACGAGGCCGGGCGCGCCGUGCGCGGCAUGGCGGAGUCGGCCCGGGCCGGGCGCCCCGUCGCCGUGGCCGAGCUGCUCGUGUGCGCGCUCGCCAACAUCGUCGGCCAGAUCACCGUCAGCAAGCGGGUCUUCGACGCCCAGGGCGACGAGUCCAACAGCUACAAGGAGAUGAUCGUGUCGCUCCUGACCGGCACGGGCAUGUUCAACAUCAGCGACUUCGUGCCGGCGCUGUCGUGGCUGGACCUGCAGGGCGUGCAGGCCAAGCUGCGCCGGGUGCAUAGCCAGUUCGACGGCCUCAUCACCAAGCUGCUGGCGGAGCACGCCGCCACGGCGCACCAGCGCGCCCGCGAGGGCCGGCUGGACUUCGUCGAUAAGCUCCGCGCCAGCAAUGACCAAGACGAGGAAGGCGAGACCAUCACCGAGGUCAACAUCAAGGGCCUCAUCUUCGACAUGUUCACGGCUGGGACGGACACGUCGUCGAUCAUCGUGGAGUGGGCGAUGGCAGAGAUGCUGAAGAACCCGUCCAUCAUGGCGCGUGCGCAGGAGGAGAUGGACCGCGUCGUGGGCCGGGAGCGCCGCCUCGAGGAGUCCGACAUCGCCAACCUCCCGUACCUCCAGGCCGUCUGCAAGGAGGCCAUGCGGCUGCACCCGUCGACGCCGCUCAGCCUGCCGCACUUCUCCUUCGAGGAGUGCGAGGUGGACGGCUACCGCGUCCCCGCCAACACGCGCCUCCUCAUCAACAUCUGGGCCAUCGGACGGGACCCGUCGGCGUGGGAGGAACCACUGGAGUUCCGGCCCGAGCGGUUCCUGCCGUCCGGCCCCGCGGCCAAGGUCGACCCGAUGGGGAACAACUUCGAGCUCAUCCCGUUCGGUGCCGGGCGGAGGAUCUGCGCCGGGAAGCUGGCCGGGAUGCUGUUCGUGCAGUACUUCCUGGGCACGCUGGUGCAGGGGUUUGAUUGGCGCCUGCCGGACGGCGAGGAGAAGGUGGACAUGGGCGAGACGUUCGGGCUGGCGCUGCCCAAGGCCGUGCCGCUCCGGGCCUUGGUCACCCCAAGGCUCGUGCCGGAUGCUUAUGCUUGAUCUCCAUGCUUGAUGUGCAUGCGUGGACACCGAUGUACGUUUAAUUACCUGGUUUCCGAACAUGCGAGUUGACUUUCUCUUGUGCAUUUUUCAUACUUUUUUUUGUGCAUUUUUCAUACGGAAAGAAGGAAGAAAAUAGUGUUGCUCAUUUUGGGUCAA